Molecule: messenger RNA, 1017 nt
Organism: Propithecus coquereli (Coquerel's sifaka)
Lineage: Eukaryota; Metazoa; Chordata; Mammalia; Primates; Indriidae
Gene: GPR160
Product: G protein-coupled receptor 160
Exons: 1
Coding region: 1-1017 (338 amino acids)
Cellular component (GO): signaling receptor complex; plasma membrane
Source: RefSeq, a predicted model, not a curated record
AUGACUGCUCUUUCUUCAGAGAACUGCUCUUUUCAGUACCAGUUAAAUCAAACAAACCAGCCCCUAGAUGUUAACUGUCUGCUAUUUUUGAUCAUACUUGGGAAAAUAUUAUUAAAUAUCCUAACACUAGGAAUGAGAAGAAAAAACACCUAUCAAAAUUUUAUGGAAUAUUUUUGCAUUUCACUAGCAUUUGUUGACCUUUUACUUUUGGUAAACAUUUCCAUUAUAUCCUAUUUAAGGGAUUUUGUACUUUUGGGCAUUAGGUUUACUAAAUACCACAUCUGCCUAUUUACUCAAAUUAUUUCCUUUACUUACGGCUUUUUGCAUUAUCCAGUUUUCCUUAUAGCUUGUAUAGAUUAUUACCUGAAUUUCUCUAAAACAACCAAGCUUUCAUUUAAGUGUCAAAAGUUAUUUUAUUUCUUUACAAUAAUUUUACUUUGGAUUUCAGUCCUUGCUUAUGUUUUGGGAGAUCCAGCUAUCUACCAAAGCCUGAAGGCACAGAAUAUUCAUUCUUAUCAGUGUCCUUUCUAUGUUAGCAUUCAGAGUUACUGGCUGUCAUUUUCCAUGAUGAUGAUUCUAUUUGUGGCUUUUAUAACCUCUUGGUCAGAAGUUAUCACCUUGGUACAGGCUAUUAGGAUAACUUCCUAUAUGAAUGAGACUAUCUUAUAUUUUCCUUUUUCAUCCCAAUCUAGUUAUACAGUGAGCUCUAAAAAAAUACUCUUGUCUAAGCUCAUUGUCUGUUUUCUUGGUACCUGGUUACCAUUUGUACUACUUCAGAUAAUUAUUCUUUUAUUUAAAGUACAGAUUCCAGCAUAUAUUGAGAUGAACAUUCCCUGGUUGUACUUUCUCAAUAGUUUCCUCGUAGCUACAGUUUAUUGGUUUAAUUGUCACAAGCUUAAUUUACGAGACAUUGCGUUACCUGUGGAUCCAUUUGUCAACUGGAAGUGCUGCUUCAUUCCAUUUAUAAUUCCUAAUCUUGGGCAAACUGAAAAGCCCAUAUCAAUAAUAAUUUGUUAA